Durio zibethinus is the source of this 2051-nucleotide messenger RNA. Lineage: Eukaryota; Viridiplantae; Streptophyta; Magnoliopsida; Malvales; Malvaceae. The record is from RefSeq and is a predicted model, not a curated record.
ACACCAACACCGACCCCUUGCCCCCUUCCUCGCUCUUUCUCUCCUUUUUCUUCCAUUUUUCUUCUCUAUCUCUCUUUAUAAUCUUCCAUCUGCACUCUUCACAACUUCAGGGCUCAACCUCGAAGAUCAAGCUCUCUUCUUUAACACAUUGAGCCCUUUUCUCUCGAGUCCCCUCAUCUCCUUUCCUCCCUUCCCAAACGAAAGAAAGAACACCAAACAAAAAAUUCUACCGAAACCAAAACCAAAGACAAAAAGAAAACAAGUUUUAAGAAAUGGCUAUACCACCAGACACAAGCAAAACCGUGAAACUAGAGAGAUACAAUAGCUAUCUCCGAAAAAUUCACAGCACAAAACUGCUAAAUGCUUCUUCUAAACUUCUCUUCCGAGUAACCCUUCUAAUUGCUUUAGUCUUAAUCCUCUUCUUUACCAUCAAUUACCCUCCUCUUUCCGAUAAUCCCCACCAUGUCCCGCCUCACCAACAUCACCACCGCCACUACAGCUUUCUCUCUACUUCUCUUUUCUCCACCACCUCCCCCGGCGGCGCCGCCUGGGAGAAACAAGUUCGUCACUCUUCCACCCCACGUAGACCCAAUGGGUUCUCUGUUUUAGUCACGGGCGCCGCCGGGUUCAUUGGUUCCCACUGCUCCCUCGCUUUGAAAAAACGAGGCGAUGGGGUUCUUGGUUUAGACAACUUUAACAACUACUACGAUCCUUCUUUGAAAAGAGCCAGGCAAAACCUUUUAGCCAAGCGCCAAAUUUUCAUUGUCGAAGGUGAUUUGAAUGAUGCACCCUUGUUAACCAAACUCUUCGAUGUCGUACCUUUCACUCAUGUACUUCACUUAGCAGCUCAGGCCGGGGUACGUUACGCCAUGCAAAACCCACAAUCGUACGUGAGCUCGAACAUUGCAGGGUUUGUUAACCUGCUUGAGGUAGCCAAAGUAGCCAAUCCUCAGCCAUCCAUUGUUUGGGCCUCUUCAAGCUCCGUUUAUGGACUCAACACUGAAAAUCCAUUCUCCGAACGAGACAGGACAGACCAGCCAGCUAGCCUUUACGCUGCUACCAAGAAAGCAGGAGAAGAAAUUGCCCACACUUACAACCAUAUUUACGGUCUUGCCCUUACGGGACUACGAUUCUUCACUGUUUAUGGUCCCUGGGGAAGACCUGACAUGGCUUAUUUCUUCUUCACUAAAGAUAUUCUACAAGGUAAAUCCAUUGACAUUUACCAGACGCAUGAUCAAAAAGAGGUGGCGCGUGACUUCACAUACAUUGACGACGUCGUGAAAGGGUGUCUAGGGGCAUUGGACACGGCUGAGAAGAGUACCGGAAGUGGUGGCAAGAAGAAAGGUGCAGCUCAAUUGAGAGUUUACAACUUGGGGAACACCUCUCCGGUCCCUGUUGGUAGAUUGGUUUCAAUCCUGGAAGGAUUGCUAAACACCAAGGCCAAAAAACAUGUGAUCACAAUGCCUAGAAAUGGGGAUGUGCCCUUCACACAUGCCAAUGUGACCUUAGCCUAUAAGGAUUUUGCUUACAAACCCACCACAGAUUUGGCCACGGGGUUGAGGAAAUUUGUAAAAUGGUAUGUUAGUUAUUUUGGAAUUCAGGCGAGGGUAAAAAAGGAAACUCAGCAUACUGAUGAACCCAAUUAGAAGAUUGAUCUUCAUCAUCAUUCACAUGGUUGGCCUUUUUUUCCUCUCCAUCCCUUCAAUUUCUUUCUAUUUUCCUUUUUGUUUUUUUGUUAAUUGAAUUCUGUCCUUCUUUUGAAGUUACUGUUGUGGUCCUAUGAAGUAAAAAGGGUCAAACUGUUGCAGUUCAUGUAGCACACAGAUUUAGAUUUGAUGAUAUAGAAAAUGAUAAAUGUGAAAAAAAAUAAAAAAGACAAUUAAGAAAAUGAGAGGUGUAGAUCUUUGGAGAUGAGGUGGAAUAAUGUGGUAAGGUCUGCUAAAAGAGAGCAGAUCUUCACCGUUGAUUUUCAUAUAAAAAGAAAAAAAUUGUGGUUGAACAACAAUGAUGAUUGAUGACAACAAGACUCUUUUAUAUGCAUUUUUUUUUUA